Kickxella alabastrina is the source of this 1102-nucleotide messenger RNA. RefSeq lists its product as uncharacterized. Lineage: Eukaryota; Fungi; Kickxellomycota; Kickxellomycetes; Kickxellales; Kickxellaceae. The transcript has a single exon. The coding region runs from base 57 to 1052 and encodes 331 amino acids. The record is from RefSeq and is a predicted model, not a curated record.
CCGUUUUUACCUUAAAGCAGCAUUAUUUUAUUAUUUUAUUAUUUUUAUUGUAUAUUAUGCACAAGCUCAAUUUUUUUCAGUGGUGGACCACCUUGGCCAUCCUAUUUGUAUGCGUAACACAGCAGGUAUCUGUACACGCUCAAAUACGCGCACAAGUACAAGCACAGGUACAAGUACAAGCACAAGUUUCAAGCAUUGGCAAUAUGGUAGAGAAUAAUGCAUCCCUAACAAGUCACAGUUUAUCUAAUUUAAGCCUAGAACCAACAAAGGUUUUUCGUGAGAUAUACUAUGAACCAAUAGAGGAUAAUUUGACAGGCACAUACACACAGUCAGAAUUGCUGAGCAACGUGCCUGUAGCUAAACAGCUGGCAGCAGAUGGGUACAACAUAAUUACAACUACUACAACUACAACUACAACUACAACUACAACCACGUCUACAUCCACAUCUACAUUAACAUCAACAACCACGUUGACAAUCACAUCCACAAUUAAGGCAAUUCCAGUGUUUGUAACGUGGCCUCCAAAUACAAUAUACGGAAAUACAGUAACAGAGACAGCCUUGCCAGUAACAAAGACAACCACAGUUUACGCCGCCACACCAUUACCCAGCUCUGUACUGCCUGUGACUGUAACCACCACGGUGCCCGGAAUGACCUUUACAACAACAACCACGGACACAGAAACAAGCACAACAACGUAUAUACCAGACAUGUCUGUGACAACAACAACAACAACAGAGACAGAAACAUUUACAACAACUAAGAUGACAACUAUCACUAAAACAGAGGAUGUCAUGAGCACAGUAACUGAAGAAAUUAAUGAAACAACAACGGAAACCGUAACUGGAAAGUCAAAUAUUGUUACAUUUACAGCUCAGGUGAACUAUUGGUCCACAGUUACCAAAACAGCUACUGAAACAAAAUUAGCACCGGUUUUUAAUGGCGGCUUUGGAGCUAUCGAUGCUGCCACUGUAAAGCCUGACUAUGGCGUUGUAACUUUCUUUGAUCCUAUAGAUGGUAGGGUAACCCUCUUGGUUACUUGGAUGAAUUAAUUCUUUGGAAACUGUGAGCGUAUUCUUUAACUAGCAAAUUUUGAAUUUUG